AGGGGGGCGGGGUGAAGCACAGCUGACAUCUUCAGACUUACAGACCUGACUGUUGCAGAAGGACGCAGCAUGUCAAGCGGGCAGGUAACGGUUAACUUCUGCACAAGUGGGAAAAAGAUGUUGAACUAAACAAAGUAACUGGGGGGGGAAAGCAAACUGGAUUUCCUGAGCACAUUCAAUUUGUAUUAACGGGAUUGUUUGUUGGCAGCGAGGGAGGAGGAAUGAAAAAUAUGUAGGAGCUGUGCGUAAAAAUCCACAAGAUUCCACUGAGGGGUUGAUCGUCGAUUGUGCCAAAGUGCGACUUGAGGAGCAGCUUAUUCAUGCAAAUUCAUAAAAUCAUAGGCGUGCCUUUGGGCGAUGGAGUCACAGCCGGAAAAGCAAACCCCCUCCUGGAUCAUCAGCGACCUUCAAAGACUGUGAUGCGCAGCGCUCGGACGCAUUGACGGCGGCACCGGGGCAAAUGUUUUAAAAGGGACAGAGAAAGAGAAGAGAAAGUUAGGACUCGUUUUCUACACGCUUCUGUUGACUGGCUUCACUUCGUCCUCAACACAAACACCAGCUCGACUGCUGCGCCACUGGCAGCUGUAACGCACUGCCGCAACUCUCACUAUUUGCCUUGGGGUCUCAUUAUAUUUUUAAUUUUAUUUUUAUAUCUUAACAAUCAAUUCGGACGUGGAUGAAGUUUUAGUCAUUCUGUUAUAUCGAAUUUGUGCGUAAAAACGCGACCACUGACUCGCUCCUAUUUUGAGAGAACUAUUUAAUUUUUAAUUUUAUUUUAAUACAAUCGGAGGACUUUUUCUCCCUUCACCAUGACAGAGGACGACAGUAGCUCCACCACCAGCUGUAUGUCUGAAACAGAAGGCAGCAACGUUAGCGUCCUCAACUGGGAGCAAGUGCAACGGCUGGACGCGAUCCUGACUGAGACCAUCCCGAUCCACGGUCGAGGAAACUUCCCCACUCUGGAGAUGCAGCCGCGGCAGAUCGUUAAGGUGGUGCGGAGUCGGAUGGAGGAAAAACAGAUCCACGUCCGGGACGUUCGAUUAAACGGCUCUGCUGCCAGCCACAUUCUGCACGAGGAUAGUGGACUGGGCUUUAAGGAUCUUGAUCUAAUAUUUUGCGCAGAUAUGAAAGGUGAAAGUGAUUUCCAGACUGUGAAGGACAUAGUUUUGGACUGUCUCCUGGAUUUUUUACCCGACUGCGUGAAUAAGGAGAAAAUAACCCCGUUAACGUUAAAGGAAGCCUAUGUGCAGAAGAUGGUGAAGGUGUGUAACGACUCAGACCGCUGGAGCCUCAUCUCCCUCUCCAACAACCGGGGGAAGAAUGUGGAGCUGAAGUUUGUGGACUCUCUGCGGCGGCAGUUUGAGUUCAGCGUGGACUCCUUUCAGAUCAAACUGGACUCCCUGCUGCUGUUCUACGAGUGCUCAGAGAACCCAAUGGCUGAGACCUUCCACCCCACUAUCAUGGGAGAGAGCGUGUACGGGGACUUCAGCGAGGCCCUGGACCACUUACGCCACAAGUUCAUCUGCACCCGGAACCCGGAGGAGAUCCGAGGAGGGGGUCUCCUGAAGUACUGUCACCUGCUGGUGAGGGGUUUCAGGGCUGCUUCAGAGUCAGAGAUGAAGUCCCUUCAGCGCUACAUGUGCUCACGCUUCUUCAUUGACUUCCCUGAUAUUGGUGAGCAGCAGCGCAAGCUGGAGUCCUACCUUCAAAACCACUUUGUGGGCCUGGAGGACCGCAAGUACGACUACCUGAUGACCCUUCACGGAGUGGUCAACGAGAGCACGGUGUGCCUGAUGGGACAUGAGAGGAGGCAGACCUUAGGGCUCAUAGCCAUGCUGGCAGUGCGUGUUCUGGCUGAGCAGAAUGUCAUCCCCAACGUGGCUAAUGUUACAUGUUACUACCAACCUGCUCCUUAUGUGGCAGAUGGCAACUUCAGUAACUACUACAUAGCACAGGUACAGCCGGUGUUUGCUUGCCAGCAGCCUGCAUACUCCACCUGGCUGCCCUGUAACUGAGUCAGGCCUGAGGAAAGGAGGAGGGAGAGAGUCUGAUUUGUUUAAACAGGAGUGAGCAGCAUAGUCGCCGCCUCAAACCUGCCCAAAUGUUUGACA
Molecule: messenger RNA, 2111 nt
Organism: Larimichthys crocea (large yellow croaker)
Lineage: Eukaryota; Metazoa; Chordata; Actinopteri; Sciaenidae
Gene: tent5aa
Product: terminal nucleotidyltransferase 5Aa
Exons: 2
Coding region: 810-2015 (401 amino acids)
Biological process (GO): mRNA stabilization
Molecular function (GO): poly(A) RNA polymerase activity; RNA binding
Source: RefSeq, a predicted model, not a curated record